GCGCCUCCACUCCAUAUAUAAUCCUCUGCUCCUCCUCAUCACCAGCAGUGAUGAGGGCCCUGUUGGAAACCUCAAAGAAGGAGAAAGUGGAAGUUUAGCUGCGCAGGAUGGCGACAGGCGCGCGGGAGUGCCCCAGCAAGGCCGUCCAGUACCGGGUGGACCACCUCCUCAGCGCGGUGGAGAGCGAGCUGCAGGCCGGCAGCGAGAAGGGCGACCCCACGGAGCGGGAGCUGAGGGUGUCCCUGGAGGAGAGCACCCUGUGGCAGAAGUUCAAGGAGCUCACAAACGAGAUGAUCGUCACAAAGAAUGGCAGGCGCAUGUUCCCGGUUCUGAAAGUGAGCGCGUCCGGACUGGACCCGAACGCCAUGUAUUCUUUCUUGCUGGACUUUGUGUCGGCAGACAACCACAGGUGGAAGUACGUGAACGGGGAGUGGGUCCCCGGAGGCAAACCGGAGCCCCAGACUCCCAGCUGCGUCUACAUCCAUCCAGACUCUCCAAACUUCGGCGCGCACUGGAUGAAAGCUCCGGUCUCCUUCAGUAAAGUCAAACUCACUAACAAACUCAACGGCGGAGGUCAGAUCAUGUUAAACUCUCUGCACAAAUACGAGCCGCGCAUCCACAUCGUGCGCGUCGGAGGCCCGCGCAGGAUGAUCACCAGCCACUCCUUCCCAGAGACGCAGUUCAUCGCAGUAACUGCGUACCAAAACGAGGAGAUAACUGCGCUAAAAAUAAAGUAUAAUCCAUUUGCAAAAGCUUUUCUGGAUGCAAAAGAGAGGAGUGAUCAUAGAGACACCAGAGAAGACGCUCCUGAGAACCACCAGUCUGGUUACUCUCAGUCAGGCAGCUGGUUUAUCCCGGGAUCAGGUCCCCUCUGCCCUCCUGCCAGUCCCCACAGCCAGUUUGGAAGUCCCAUCUCCCUCUCGCCGUCCCACGGUUGUGAGCGCUACUCCACCCUGAGGAACCAACGCUCCGCACCGUACAGCAGCAGCCCCUACGCCCAUCGGACCGGCUCGCCAACAGAUUACUCUGAAAACGCCUCCUCCUGCCUGCCGAUGCUCAGCAGUCAUGAAAACUGGUCGAGUCUCCAGAUGCCGGCCCACAGCUCCCCCUCCGGAGCCGGCUCCAGUCAGUACACCAGCCUGUGGUCUGUGAGUACCCCGCCUCUGACCUCGGUGCCCCAAAAUGGAGGCCUAAACGGCUGCUUUGGCUCCCAGUUUCUCAGAGGGUCCAGCAGCCACUAUGCAGGCCUUGUUCACUCUGCCACAGCGCCCCCUGCUGGCUCCCCGCUGUAUGACGGCAGCUCAGCAUCAGAGCUACAUGAUGCUGCUCAGUUUGAUGGCUCUCCUCACGGCCGCGUGCCGUCAGCCUGGACCUCUGUGGCUCCCCCCUCCCUUUGAUGAAAACACAUCAAACUGACCAUAAUAAUAUUAAUAAUAAAACCUUGGCUUUGGUUUUUUGACGGAUUUGUUAAAUUCAGGAUCUUCACAUUCCAGGUACUUUUGCUUUUGCAUCACGUCUUUUAUUUAGCAGCAGCAGCAUAAACCAGCUUAUGAUGUUCAAUAAAAACAUGUGCUUAUAUUAAGCAUAGCCUGAAAAUUCAAAGCAUAAACAUACCGGAUGUGUUUAUGAAAAAAAACGAUGUCAUGUAAAUAGAUAAAUUAAGCUUUUUGUACCACAAGGUCGCCGUUUACAAAUGUGUUUGUACAUCUACCAAACAGGAACAUGUAAGUUUGUGUGAUGUUAUUAAAAAGUCUCACUUGUACAAAGUGGAUGUUAUUUAAGUGUUUAGUGCGACUCCCUACGUUCUGCAAACGAGUGGUAGUUAUCAUCAUAGCUGCUGAAAUUCUGCAAAUUGACUUACAGUGAAUCUUCAGAAUCGAUGUAGGUUGGACUUCCAGUAAAUGUGGUGAGUGAGGAACCUUUGCAUUUUGUUCUCUAGCAAUCUGCAGUCCAGCUUCAGGAGUCUAAUCCUAAAUGAUGAGGUAACUCGGAUGUAAAAAUUUCAAAAACCUACUACAAUAAAAAUGGUGUUUUUAACACCUUGGCAUAUGU
Oryzias latipes (Japanese medaka) is the source of this 2052-nucleotide messenger RNA. It is a transcript of the gene tbxtb, whose product is annotated as T-box transcription factor Tb. The record is from RefSeq and is a predicted model, not a curated record. NCBI's taxonomy places the organism in Eukaryota, Metazoa, Chordata, Actinopteri, Beloniformes, Adrianichthyidae. Gene Ontology annotation, cellular component: chromatin; nucleus. Gene Ontology annotation, biological process: heart morphogenesis; cell fate specification; regulation of transcription by RNA polymerase II. Gene Ontology annotation, molecular function: RNA polymerase II cis-regulatory region sequence-specific DNA binding; DNA-binding transcription factor activity, RNA polymerase II-specific.